Penaeus indicus is the source of this 1150-nucleotide messenger RNA. RefSeq names its product GTP-binding nuclear protein Ran (gene Ran). The transcript is spliced from 4 exons. Gene Ontology annotation, molecular function: GTPase activity; GTP binding. The record is from RefSeq and is a predicted model, not a curated record. Lineage: Eukaryota; Metazoa; Arthropoda; Malacostraca; Decapoda; Penaeidae. Gene Ontology annotation, cellular component: cytoplasm; nucleus. Bases 148 to 795 code for a protein of 215 amino acids. Gene Ontology annotation, biological process: protein import into nucleus; ribosomal subunit export from nucleus.
CGGAAUAAACGCCAUAAAGGGGAGUUUAAAUGUGGCGCCCGACCAAUCAGCGCGCGCCCUUCCAGAGUCUUCCCGGCCCGCCGCCUCGAAGCCUUGACGGGAAUCUGGUCCGUACAGCUCAUUCGGAACCAAGUCCAAAUCUCCACCAUGGCAGCAGAACAGGACAUGCCCACCUUUAAAUUGGUGUUGGUUGGUGAUGGUGGUACUGGUAAAACUACCUUUGUUAAGCGUCACUUGACAGGAGAGUUUGAGAAGAAAUAUGUAGCCACCCUUGGUGUGGAGGUCCAUCCUCUUGUUUUCCAUACAAAUAGAGGACCCAUUAAAUUCAAUGUCUGGGAUACUGCUGGCCAAGAGAAAUUGGGAGGUCUUCGUGAUGGUUACUACAUCCAGGCUCACUGUGCCAUUAUUAUGUUUGAUGUUACAUCUAGAGUCACGUACAAGAAUGUUCCCAACUGGCACAGAGAUCUUGUGAGAGUAUGUGAAAAUAUCCCAAUUGUACUCUGUGGAAACAAGGUUGAUGUGAAGGACCGCAAAGUUAAGGCGAAAUCCAUCAUCUUCCACAGGAAGAAGAAUCUUCAAUACUACGACAUCUCAGCCAAGUCAAAUUACAACUUUGAGAAGCCCUUCCUGUGGCUGGCCCGUAAGCUGAUUGGUGACCCCAACCUGGAAUUUGUUGCCAUGCCUGCCUUGCUCCCACCCGAGGUGCAGAUGGACCCACAAUGGCAACGGCAGAUCGAGAACGACCUCCAGGAAGCUUCCCAGACCGCCCUCCCAGAGGAUGAUGAAGACUUGUAAAUCUAGAGUGAUAAUGAUAGUCAAAUACAGACUAAAACUAUAUUUGUUGAUUGGUUGCAUAUAAUCGGAAUUAUUGUUGAUACAACAAAUGCCUUGCCUCAGCAGCUCUCUUAUUUGGUAUAAGAAGUAAUCCUCUAUUUUUUACAUUGCUCUUUAUUAUUUUCAUCAAAAACGAAGUGGCUUGCUUGGAGCUUACACAUCCGUGCAAGAUAAAACGUGACUCAAACAAAAACAUUCCUUUUUUUCCUUGCUGCAAGAGGUUGCUAAUAGAAGCCUGGAAUAACUAAUUUCCAAUUGACUAGCGGUACUAUGUCAAUUAUAUACCAAACUUUUUUCUAAUAAACUAUAUAAAUAA